AUUUCUUUGACUGUGAACAGUAGUUAGGUAGCAGACAAAUUUCGUUCUGUUUCAUAAUUUUCAUUGGAUCCAUAACAAAAUCUGGUUUUUAUUAGUUCCUAUUUCACAGCAACGAACACAGCAAGAUAGGGAAGCCAUAGACUUUUUUCCAUAAUAAUACAAACCUAUAGCUAUAGGGGACUUCAUUCUCGGAGGCUUCAUCAGCCAAACUGAAAGAAGCUCCAUCUAUCCCACAAGCUCUGCCUGACAACCCUCAAUGGAAGAAGAGGUUCAAAGUCUUACUUGUGAGAUUUGUGUAGAGCCCAUGACAGAGACAAAGAAAUUCAGCAACAAUAAGAGGUGUGCCCAUCCAUUCUGCUUAGAUUGUAUUGUCAAGUACAUAGAAGCCAAAAUAGGAGAGAACAGUACAGCAGAGGUACCAUGCCCAGCCUCAAACUGUGACAAGUUCUUGGAUCCCAUCUCAUGCCGACCGAUCCUCCCUGCUGGAUUGUUCGAAAGAUGGUGUGAUGUGCUGUGCGAAUCUGCAGUUCUGAGGGGUGAGAGUUCGCACUGCUACUGCCCUUCGGCCGGGUGUUCGACGUUAGUCCUGAAUGAGUGUGGGGGGAUCAUUACAAAGUCAGAGUGCCCAAAUUGUAAGAAACUUUUCUGUUUCCAGUGCAAGAUCACUUGGCAUGUGGGUUUUGGGUGCAAUGAGACCGAGCAGUUGAGAGAUGAAAAUGACUUUCUAUUUGGCGAGCUUGUUGUCAGGAACAACUGGAAGAGAUGUCCAAACUGCAAAUUUCGUGUGGAGAAACUUGAUGGUUGCCGAAGUAUACAAUGCAGAUGUGGGGUUAUGUUUUGCUAUGCCUGUGAAAAAAUGAAGGAUGAGUGCAUAUGUUGCAUAAGAAACGUGCCUAGAUUGGAUAACCAUUUCGUGCCUUGGAGGGGUGCAACUAGUGCCGCUAUUGAUGAGAGACGUUUGACACAAAACCAAAACGUGGUUAGAGUGGAUAACCAUAUGGUGUGUAGGAGGACUGAAACGUUAUCAAACGCAAACUUUAAUAUAUGUAUGGUUAAGGCUUUAGUUGUAGUUGUUGUUGGAGUACUAUAUGUUGUACUUUGUGUUGUUCUUAGUCGUUAUAAUCAUUAAUUUUUUCUUUAUUAGUGUUGUACUUUUCAUAGGUUUAUUUUUUUAUUUUAAGAAUAUUCCAACAAUACUAAAGUUUGGAAUAGUUAUAUAUGCCCUUAUUGAAGGGUGCUUAUAUAUUCUGGGAUGUGGCUCCCCUCGAUAGAGCCUAGGGAAGGAGUAAUGGCCAUACCAUCUUCGUGUCAAUGUUAACGGGCGACACCAAUGGGGUGCGGUACCAGAUUAUAGGUGACAAAGUAUGGUAGAUGAUAGUUUCAAAAGGGGAAGAGAGAAAUGGACAGACAGACAACACCCAUUGAUGUGCAACACUCGAGUGGCAUGCCCAACCUUUCUAAUUUUUUUUUCUUUCUUAUUUUUGAGU
Molecule: messenger RNA, 1487 nt
Organism: Macadamia integrifolia
Lineage: Eukaryota; Viridiplantae; Streptophyta; Magnoliopsida; Proteales; Proteaceae
Product: probable E3 ubiquitin-protein ligase RNF144A
Exons: 2
Coding region: 257-1129 (290 amino acids)
Biological process (GO): positive regulation of proteasomal ubiquitin-dependent protein catabolic process; protein polyubiquitination; ubiquitin-dependent protein catabolic process
Cellular component (GO): ubiquitin ligase complex; cytoplasm
Molecular function (GO): ubiquitin conjugating enzyme binding; ubiquitin protein ligase activity; zinc ion binding
Source: RefSeq, a predicted model, not a curated record